GGUUUCCUGUUCUGCAUCUGCUUGACCACAUUUCCCCCUAACUCUUCAAAAAUCCAGCACCAGUUGCUGCCUGUGCCGCAACACUUCACCGGCCAGGGAACGGAAUCGAGAACCAAGAAACAGAGCCGAAGCAUGAACAAGACGGAGUUGGUCACCGUUGUGGGAUUUGCCAUGUUGUUGCUGUUCCCGCCGAGCCACGCUGAGGUCUGUCCUCCCCCCUGCCGCUGUCGGUCCCUGGGAGAAUCGAAGGGUCUGCACAUCGACUGCAGCUCGCGGCAGCUGCGGGAAGUGCCGGCCUUGCCGCUCCACACCAGGCGGCUUUACCUGCACAACAACAGCCUGAGCUGGGUUCCUCCCGGCACCCUGGAUGGCCUGCGCGGCCUGGAGGAGGUGAGGAUGUCUGACAACCCUUGGAACUGUGACUGUCACAUUCUGUAUCUGAAACUCUGGUUAGAAGACAUCUCCGCGGCCUCUCUUGCAAACGUCAGGUGCGCGAGCCCGGCUCCACUGAGGAUGAAGCCCCUGAGGCAGCUGACUGGGAACGAGCUGGGGGUUUGUAAGAGGUUCCUCCCAAUCAAGUGUCUUGACUUCUUCUGGCGAGACCUCAUUUUAAUUGCUGGAGUAAUAAUUACACUUAUUUUAGUAGCAUGGGCUCUGAAAUUCUCAAAAAAGCUGGUCUGCCAGAUAAACCUAAGGCAAUACAACUGCAGGCGCUGACUCCCGGGAAAGUGUGCCUCCAAAAACCACAAGACACAUGAGCUGUUUGCUACCACUGGAUUAACCAGAAGCAUCAAAUUGUUCUACCACAAAAAAGCACAUGCACUGACACACUAGUUCUAAUGGUGAACAAUGCUAGAAACAGAUCCCAGGGCUCAAAAUCUGGGUCCUCAGGCAAGCUUAAUUUAAUUUCCUUUCAAAAAUAAGCCUUGCAAUGUAUUGACAAGCAAGUUUCAUUCUGCUGCCGUCUACUCAUGUGAAAAGCAGUUUCUAAAUUUUUAAAAAAUUAUUUAACUUAGCAUUUUUCCACUGAAUUCUCAGCUCUUAUAGCAAGAAGAUUUACAUCCCCAGAUCCUACAAUUUUUAAUAUAUGGAGGUGAACACCAAUUGUACUGUUUUAGCAAUUCUUUUCUCAGUUGGACACUGUGUGAGUUUGCAACUUGUUACCCCUUCACAGUGUCCCAAUGGCGCUGGUAGGAUCUGUUCUUGUGUGCAAACAAAUUCAAUCAUCUCUUCCUCAGGUUCAGGAGUUUCCUGCCAGCAAAACUGCUGUGAUUACAUAGGCUAGCCACUCAUUGUAUCCCUUGUUGAAUAUGUUUAAAGACGGACUGUGAUAAGAAUAUAAUCGGUAAAAAUAAUUUUAAAUAUUGUUGAAUUUCCUGGAGAGUGAACAAUAAAAAAGUGUUCUACAUGAAA
Columba livia (rock pigeon) is the source of this 1413-nucleotide messenger RNA. It is a transcript of the gene GP9, whose product is annotated as glycoprotein IX platelet. Lineage: Eukaryota; Metazoa; Chordata; Aves; Columbiformes; Columbidae. The record is from RefSeq and is a predicted model, not a curated record. Bases 133 to 717 code for a protein of 194 amino acids. The transcript has 2 exons.